AUGUUGUAUAUACCUAUCCUAAAGUGUUCCAUCUUGGCGGCAACGGUUGCAGACAAGCACGCCCCAAACAAGAAGAAUCGGUUUGUUGGAAUCUGUAUUGAGAGGAAUAACGAAGGUCUUUGGAGCAACUUUACCCUUCGCAAUGUCAUUGACCGGACGGCCGUGGAGGUGAAUUUCGAGCUCUAUAAUCCGACGCUCCUCUCAAUAGAGGUAUUACUGUUGGAGAAGCGCUUAGACCGAAAUCUCCUCUAUUUGCGCGAUGCGCCCCUGUCUGAGUCCUGUUUCCCUUUUGACCUCGCACCCGUGCCUCAUGAAAAGGACGCUCCAGUUCCAAUUAAUGACAAGAAGGUGAAAUUGCUUCCGCGACCAUGGCAUUUCCAGUGGCACCUGCACGGAUACCGAGGCAUCGAUCUUAAGUCCAUGUACAGCCAACUUACCCGUGAGGAGUUGAAUCAGAUCGAAAAGAAGGUUGACUUCAUUGACCGUUACGACCUGAUGAAAAUGUACAGAUCGAGGAACACACCGGCAGAGGAGAAUGCGGUGAUAGGUGAGGUAAGCCGCAAUCACACAGAGCUGCUUCGUCAUACAGACUUCCUAAAGGGCCACUGGCGCGACGGCUUCACCUCCGAUUCCCCCUCUGACCCCCCCUAA
Hydatigera taeniaeformis is the source of this 651-nucleotide messenger RNA. The record is from the annotation of a GenBank genome assembly. NCBI's taxonomy places the organism in Eukaryota, Metazoa, Platyhelminthes, Cestoda, Cyclophyllidea, Taeniidae.